AUGGGAUAUAGAAGAGGUAGAAGAAGUAAUAUUCCGAGGACAUUGUCAUGGGAGACUGCAGCCAUUCAUAAGCUCCUCCAUUCUAUCCCAACGGAUAGAAGAAUGAGUAUCUCUAGUGUGGCAAUGAAUGUUCUCGUUUCAAUGAUGAGAGAUCUCACUCUUAAAGUGCUGUACAGAGCAAAGGAGAUUCUCACUUUGUCAAAGAGAAAGACUCUUACCGUUAGAACGAUUCAUUGUGCACUCCAUUUGACGAUGAGUGAUUGUGGUGAACUCACUAAACAUGCAAUCGUUAUGGGAAAGGCAAGAGUGGAAGAAAAAAUGAGCAACAAUACCUCUAUUGUAGAAUAUGAUGAUGAUGAAGAAGGAGGUGGUGGAGGUUCAAAAAAGUCUAAGGAAGUAUAUAUCAUCAAGGCCUCAAAGAUAAGAAUGGCACUCAAGAGAACCGGCAUGUUCCAACGUGUCGAGAAAAUGGCUAUGGAAUAUCUUGCUGCGGUGAUAGAGUAUAUCAUUUCCGAAAUUUUGGAACUUGCCUUUAACUCUUGCAUACAAUUCAAAAAAUAUAGAAUUAUGGCUAGCCAUAUCAACACUGGAAUCAGAUUAGAUAGGGAAUUGGAUAUCAAAAUGGGAUAUAGAAGAGGUAGAAGAAGUAAUAUUCCGAGGACAUCGUCAUGGGAGACUGCAGCCAUUCAUAAGCUCCUCAAGUCUAUCCCAACUGAUAGAAAAAUGAGUAUCUCUAAUAUGGCGAUGAAUGUUCUCGUUUCAAUGAUGAGAGAUCUCACUCUUAAAGUGCUGUACAGUGCAAAGGAGCUUCUCACUUUGUCAAAGAGAAAGACUCUUACCACUAGAACGAUUCAUUGUGCAAUACCUUUGACGAUGAUUGAUUGCGGUGAACUCACUAAACAUGCAAUCGUUAAGGGAAUGACAAGAGUGGGAGCAUAUGAUGAUGAAGAAGAAGGAGAUGGUGGAGGUUCAAAAAAGUCCAAGGAAGUAUAUAUCAUCAAGGCUUCAAAGAUAAGAAUGGCACUCAAGAGAACCGGCAUGUUCCAACGUGUCGAGAAAAUGGCUAUGGAAUAUCUUGCUGCGGUGAUAGAGUAUAUCAUUUCCGAAGUUUUGGAACUUGCCUAUAACUCUUGCAUACAAUUCAAAAAAUAUAGAAUUAUGGCUAGCCAUAUCAACACUGGAAUCAGAUCAGAUAUGGAAUUGGAUAGUUUGUUUAAAGACGUCACAAUUGCUCAGGGUGGUGUACAUACCGGACCAGUAAAAUCAAAAGUAGUAAAGAAAUCUGAAGCUGCUAAUGGUUAUUGUUUUAAACUGAUGAUUCCAAUUAUCAUUGGUGAACACAAUUGUUGUUGUAUAGAUAAUAUUAAUAAAUGA
Messenger RNA from Heterostelium album PN500, 1374 nucleotides. RefSeq lists its product as uncharacterized. Gene Ontology annotation, cellular component: nucleosome. The record is from RefSeq and is a predicted model, not a curated record. Gene Ontology annotation, molecular function: structural constituent of chromatin; protein heterodimerization activity; DNA binding. The coding region runs from base 1 to 1374 and encodes 457 amino acids. The transcript has 5 exons. NCBI's taxonomy places the organism in Eukaryota, Evosea, Eumycetozoa, Acytosteliales, Acytosteliaceae.